Messenger RNA from Folsomia candida, 3689 nucleotides. It is a transcript of the gene RpI135, whose product is annotated as DNA-directed RNA polymerase I subunit RPA2. Gene Ontology annotation, biological process: DNA-templated transcription. The record is from RefSeq and is a predicted model, not a curated record. Gene Ontology annotation, molecular function: DNA-directed RNA polymerase activity; DNA binding; ribonucleoside binding. The transcript is spliced from 22 exons. Gene Ontology annotation, cellular component: nucleus; RNA polymerase I complex. Lineage: Eukaryota; Metazoa; Arthropoda; Collembola; Entomobryomorpha; Isotomidae. Bases 146 to 3643 code for a protein of 1165 amino acids.
AAGAUCACUCUCGCACAACACUGCACGUGGGCUGCUUCUGCAUUCUGGUUUGACUAAUAAUAAACCUUCAUGUGUUUUUAAUUUAUGUUUCGGAACAUGUUCAACAAUCGUACCCGUUCUUGCAUUUGGUGAUAUUUUAACAAAGAUGAGACAAAGCAGUAGUGGAUUUUCGUCGACAAGCACAAAGUCCCGACAUCUCCCCAGUAAAGUAACUCCUCCCGUUGUAUCGGAAAAAUUGUGGGAGCGGAUCCCAAAGCAUCCGCGCUUAACACAGUUAAAACCAGAGUGGGGACGAGUUCCUAAAGUUUCAGAACCGGCUUUGGAUGACCUGGGAAGUCCACAUAUUCGUUCCUUUAACUGGGCGUGCAACGAGGGUCUAAAGAAAGUCAUAAAAGAGCUGCCAGCAAUUUCUUUCGAACUUCCGUCAAGAGAUCGGAUCACAUUGAGUAUCAGCGAUGCACGAUUGACUUCCCCUAAAGUCCCUAAUGGAGCUAUUGGCUGUAAGGAUUACAAGGUGUAUCCAACUGAAUGUAGACAGAGAUAUUCAUCGUAUAAAGGUGAUUUCUACGCAUAUUUGACGUGGUGGAUAAAUGGGUCACAACAACCAACUGUAGAGAAAUGUUUAGGUCCAAUUCCUGUAAUGGUGAAGUCGAAACUUUGUAACCUACAUAAUCUUGCUCCACCACAACUAGUAGAGAAGGGAGAGCAUGAAACCGAGUGGGGUGGAUACUUCAUUGUUAAAGGACACGAGAAAUUGAUUCGAAUGUUAUUAAUGACACGAGCAAAUUAUCCUAUUUACUUGCUAAGAUCAUCGUGGGAAUCUCGAGGGAAAGGGUUUACUGACAAAGGUGUACUAAUUCGAUGUGUUAGAGAAGACCGUAGUUAUUUGAACAAUGUAUUACACUACUUGAGCGAUGGUGGCGUAAAACUCAUGUUCAAUGUCGGACGAGAGCUGUUCUUUGUUCCUUUGAUGAUGAUAAUGAAGGCGUUGGUUGAUGUGACGGAUGAAUUUAUUUAUAAACAGUGUGUAGCUGGAUAUGACGACAAUUUAUUCAUGAAGGGGUGCAUUAUUGAUAUGCUACGUGAUCUUCACCGACAGGGUGUACAUUCUCAUCACCAGGCGAAAGAAUUUAUUGGUGAAAAGUUCGAGUCUCGUAUUCAUCGAAUAAUUGGAGAGUGGAAAACAAGUGCCCAAUGUUGUGAAUACCUUUUAGAGAAGAGCGUGGCAAUACAGUGUGAUGCUCCAAUGGAUAAGUUCCACUUCCUCGUAUUUGCAAUGCAGAAAUUAUAUUGUGGUGUUCAAGAUAUGUCUUGUCCAGAGAGCCCAGAUCAUGUUAUGACUCAAGAAGUUUUACUUGGCGGCCAUUUAUAUCUCCAAAUUAUUAAAGACAAAUUAUUAAAUUGGCUGACGAGUAUUCAAUAUGCUGUGUUAAAAAAAUGCAGAGAUCCAACAUCUUCAUUACAACCUAGUGAAAUGGGUAGCAUCGUUGCUAGUACUUUCCAGUUUGAAAGAAAUUUUGAAGCAUUCAUAGCGACUGGAAAUGUACCUUUAAACACUGGACAGGGACUACCUCAAGUAACAGGCCUUACGAUUGUAGUAGAAAACCUCAACCGUCUUCGUUACUUGGCCCAUUUUCGGUCAGUACACAGAGGUGCGUUUUUUCAAGAACUUCGAACAACGGAUGCAAGACAGUUACAACCGGAUGCUUGGGGUUUUAUAUGUCCCGUACACACCCCUGACGGUGCUCCGUGUGGCCUUUUAAACCAUUUAAGUGCGUUUUGUCGAAUUGUGACAGAAACUCAAGACUCUACUCAUAUUCUUGGUUUGUUAAUCUCAUUUGGAAUGACUCCUAUUGGACAAGAUUGUCCAUGUCCUAUCAAGGAAUGCUACAAAGUGAUAUUAGAUGGAAAAAUCCUUGGUUAUAUUCCGGACGAGGUAGCAAAGAAAGUAGUAGACAAAAUGAGACUAAUGAAAAUAAAGAAUGACAAGAUCCCAACAUACACUGAAAUUAUUCUAAUUCCAAAACGCCAAAAGGGCCAACACCCUGCUUUAUAUCUAUAUACUAGUCUAGCAAGAAUGAUGCGACCUGUAAUUAACCUACAAGCAAAUGAAAUUGAAUAUAUCGGUACUAUGGAACAACUGUACCUCGACAUUUGCAUCAUUCCAGAAGAAGCAUACCCAGGCGUUACUACUCACCAAGAAAUUAAUGAACAGAGCUUUUUAAGUCACUUGGCAAAUCUUAUACCAAUGCCUGAUAAUAACCAAUCGCCUCGAAACAUGUACCAGUGUCAGAUGGGGAAACAGACAAUGGGAACUCCGUAUCACACAUAUCACAGGUUUUCAGAAAACAAGUUAUAUCGUUUGUAUUUUCCGGGAACCCCAUUCUUCCGUCCUGCACAUUACGAUUAUCUUAAACUUGACGAUUAUCCAUCGGGAACAAAUGCAAUUGUCGCUGUCAUAUCCUAUACAGGAUAUGACAUGGAAGAUGCCAUGAUUAUUAGUAAAUCAGCAUUUGAACGAGGAUUUGGCCAUGGCUGUAUUUAUAAAUCUGAACAUAUCGACCUGAAAUAUGUUUUGAAGAAUACAAAAACCCAGAGCACAUUCAUGAGAGAUCCGUUGGACACAGAAGUUGCAAACAAAUUAGGACCAGACGGACUUCCAUACAUUGGCGUAGAGUUAGAUAAAGGAGAUCCAUACUUUAGUUUUUUCAACGCAGAAGAAGGAAAGUAUGUUGUGAAAAAAUUCGGGGGGAUGGAAAGAGUUUAUGUGGAUAAUAUCAAGCUGAAAGGCAACGAUAUGGGAUCAUUAGAGAAAUCAAAUGUCGUAAUCGUCUUUCGUGUUCCCAAAAACCCAAGAAUGGGGGACAAAUUUGCUAGUCGUGCUGGACAAAAAGGAAUUUGUAGUUACCUUUGGCCAUCGGAAGAUCUCCCAUUUACAGAAUCCGGUCUUAUUCCUGAUAUUGUUUUCAAUCCUCAUGGCUUUCCAUCUCGAAUGACUAUUGCCAUGAUGAUCGAGAUUCUGGCUGGUAAGGGAGGAGCGUUACAUGGUUUGGUCCAUGAUGCCACUCCAUUCAAAUUUUCAGAAGACGAUUCAGCUAUUGAUUAUUUUGGAAAACUUUUAGAGAAAGCGGGGUACAACUACUAUGGAACAGAGAGGAUGUACAGUGGAACUGACGGCAGAGAACUAACAGUUGACAUAUUUUUCGGUAUUGUUCACUAUCAACGUCUUCGACACAUGGUCUCUGAGAAGUGGCAGGUGAGGUCCACUGGUCCAAUUGACUCUGUUACACAUCAGCCCAACAAAGGGAGGAGACGUGGUGGAGGGGUGCGUUUCGGUGAGAUGGAGAAGGACUGCCUAUUGUCCCAUGGAGCGUCAUACCUGUUACAGGACAGAUUAUUCUAUGGAUCCGACAGAACAACAACACAGAUUUGCUUAGAUUGUGGUUCUAUCGUGUCACCAAUUGUUAUAAUUCCACCAAUGGCAACCGGGACCACAUUGUUAGAAACACCAAAACCAAUAUGCUCAUUAUGCGGGAAACAAGACUCGAUUGAAGUAAUGGAGAUCCCCUAUGUUUUCAAGUAUUUGACUGAACAGUUGGCGUCUGUAAAUAUUAAAUUAAAACUAGAUGUGCAGAUUGUAUAACUUAAGACUCAAUGAAUAAAUAUUGUAUGAACUUGAGAUUUCGGUA